UGUCAGGUUAAAACUUCAGGGCUGUAAAUGUUUUAUGACUGAAAAACGCGCCAGUAUACUAAACAGCACCAUGGAGUCGCCUGUGAAGGAUUCCUCCGUCAGACCGGGUUUUCAGAGAGUGGAGAUCCAGAAAACGACAUGGGACGUCCCGGAGAGAUACACGGCGCUGCGGUCGGUCGGCUCCGGUGCUUACGGGACAGUUUGCUCCGCCAUGGACCAGAAGACCAAGGAGAAGGUGGCCAUCAAGAAGUUGUAUCGGCCCUUCCAGUCCCUCAUUCACGCCAAACGGGCCUACAGGGAACUCAGGCUGCUUCGCCACAUACAGCAUGAAAAUGUGAUUUGCCUCCUUGACGUCUUCACACCUGAUUCCUCGCCGGAAAAAUUCCAAACCUUUUAUAUGGUAAUGCCGUUCGUAGCCCAGGAUCUGGGCCACAUUAUGAAAAAGCGGAGAUUAACUGAUCGCAUCAUCACAUACCUGUUCUACCAGCUUCUAAGAGGACUCAAGUAUAUUCAUUCUGCAGGGAUCAUUCAUCGGGAUCUGAAGCCUGGUAACCUUGCUGUGAACGAGAACUGUGAAUUAAAGAUCCUGGACUUUGGCUUGGCAAGACAGACAGAGAGUGAAAUGACUGGUUAUGUUGUGACACGCUGGUACAGAGCACCAGAGGUCAUAUUCAACUGGAUGCACUACAGUCAGACAGUGGACGUUUGGUCAGCCGCCUGUAUCCUGGCUGAGAUGAUUACUGGCAAGGUUCUUUUCCCUGGACAUGACAGUAUUGAUCAGCUGAAGAAGAUCCUUCGUCUGACAGGAACACCAGACUCCUCCCUGGUUCAGAAGAUGCAGAGUAAAGAUGCGCAAUCAUAUGUUCAAGGUCUACCUCCGCAAAAGAAGAAAAACUUCAAAGAAGUCUUUCCGUCCAUGGACGAAAAGGCUGUGGACCUGCUGGAGGGAAUGUUGCUGCUUGAUCCAGAGACAAGGCUGACAGCUAAGCAGGGACUAUCCCAGCCCUUCCUGGCUGAGUAUCAUGAGCCAGAGAGCGAGCCAGACUCUGAGCCUUAUGACGACUCCUUCGAGAGCAUGGAGCUCGCUGUUGGGGAGUGGAAGAGUCUCAUCCACAUGGAGAUCAUGACCUUUGACCCUGACAACCCCAGUCAGACAGCCAUGUAGGACAUGGUGACAUGCUGGCACCUCCCAGUGUUUGGUUUCAAUACAUACGCAUACUGUAAAUGUCAACAACAAUGUCAGGUUAAGUAAAACAAAUACAAAACAAAAGUAAAAACAUAUUUGGGCCUGAAAGACUUUCAUAUUUGAUUUUUUGGUGCAUUUGAUAUAUAUUGUAAUUCAGAUGCAUGGUAACACUUUACUUUAAGUGCCCCUAUUUAGCAUUUAUAAUCAGUAUAAAAACAGUUAAUAAAUGCAGUAUAGUAUAUAAUAUAAUGUAGUUGUAAGCAGAUAUAAGUAUUUGUGAACAACUUGAACUCCUCCUGUGGACACACAUAAGCUGAGGCUGGUAUAUAAACAUAAGGAAUGACAAAACACAAUAAUAUAAAAUAUGUCUUCAUAAGAGAAGUUAUAAUUGCAAAAUACAACAAAUAAAAUUACCAUAUAUCUGCUUAGAACUACAUUAUGGUGUGUUAUAAAUAAUUUAUUAAAUGUUCAUAUACUGCUUAUAAGUGGGACUUAAAGUUUUACCAAGUGUAUUUUAAUGAAGGGAGGUUUUACUUGGUAUGGUGACCUGUACAGGACAAAUGUCUAAGAAGUUAAUGCUAGAAAUAAGCUGUUUCUUCUGAAAUAUUUAGACUCUUGCAUUGUUAAAUGCUGUCAUCUCUUUUCAAAAAGUACAAAAUAUUUCAACAAAAAUAAUCUUAACUCGAGGUUCAGUAAGUAGGUGGAUGUUGAGUCUUUCAAAGGUCAACAAUUAACUUUUACGCUCUACAAAAUAUUUGUUUUAUUGACAACUAAAAAGCAGCUGUAAAGGAAUGUGUGGAUGUCACUUUGGAGAACAGACUCAUGAACUGUGUGUGUGUGUGUGUGUGAGAGAGAGAGAGAGAGAGAGAGAGAGAGUGAGUGUACGUUGCUUUCCCUACUUGUCAAGAGAUCGCUGUGGGGUCACCUUAACAGCUGGUGUAAAAUGUUGACGUUACAUAAUAUAUUAUACCCUGGCUCAUGAUGAAAAAAAAGCUUAGAUAGCUACAUUUAUCUUACUUAGGACUACAUGGACAGUAAGUGUAUAUAUAUUUUUUCCUAUGUUUUGUGUUAUAUGAUAUUCACAAUAUGUAAAGGGUAUGUAGUGUGGUAAUUUGUUUUUGAUCAUUUUAUCCUGAUUGUUGGAACCCAGUCUCAAUAAAAUGUUUUUAAAUAAACUUUUUUUUAUGA
Thunnus maccoyii (southern bluefin tuna) is the source of this 2374-nucleotide messenger RNA. Its product is annotated as STKc_p38 domain-containing protein. The coding region runs from base 35 to 1165 and encodes 376 amino acids. Lineage: Eukaryota; Metazoa; Chordata; Actinopteri; Scombriformes; Scombridae. Gene Ontology annotation, molecular function: MAP kinase activity; ATP binding. Gene Ontology annotation, cellular component: cytoplasm; nucleus. Gene Ontology annotation, biological process: intracellular signal transduction; protein phosphorylation. The transcript is spliced from 12 exons. The record is from RefSeq and is a predicted model, not a curated record.